GGGCCCGCUCUACCGAGAAGAGAUCGCGAAAACGAUUGGCCAAGGUAUUGUCGGUUGAUGUUGAUGUUUUUCAAACCUUGGCGAAAUGCUGUAGAUCUUCGAGAGCAACAUGAAUCGUGGCCAGAUGCUUUUGCUGCAUUCAAUGCAAGAUGUUCAGAUGAGGUGAAGAGAAUGAUGGAUAAUAUGCAAAUCUUACACGAGUGCAGAGACAGUCGCGAUGAU
Molecule: messenger RNA, 222 nt
Organism: Lentinula edodes (shiitake mushroom)
Lineage: Eukaryota; Fungi; Basidiomycota; Agaricomycetes; Agaricales; Omphalotaceae
Exons: 1
Source: RefSeq, a predicted model, not a curated record